Molecule: messenger RNA, 4829 nt
Organism: Elgaria multicarinata webbii
Lineage: Eukaryota; Metazoa; Chordata; Lepidosauria; Squamata; Anguidae
Gene: NIBAN1
Product: niban apoptosis regulator 1
Exons: 14
Coding region: 7-3090 (1027 amino acids)
Source: RefSeq, a predicted model, not a curated record
UGCACAAUGGGCGGGACCGGCUCCAGUUUGUUGGACGACAGCAAGUGCACCUACAUCCGAGGAAAGACAGAAGCUGUGAUCAAGAACUUCAGUCCGCACUAUAAACGCCAAUAUGUUGUGUCCUUUUGCAAGCACAUCCAGAAUGAGGUGGAACAAAACAGAGACCUGCAGUCCCAGUUCUUAAAGACAAAGCCUCCUGCAGAGUCCAGCGUGGUCUUUUAUGAAGGAGAAUUGACACAUUUUGCUGAAGACUUGAAGAAAUGGAAGGACAGAUACAUAGUGAUUAAAAACAACUAUGCUGUGGAAAGCUUUGAAAGCAAAGAGGCUUUCCAGAAGGGAGUUGGUUCUAAAAGCUGCAUUCUACCUGUUGGAGCCAAAGUACUGAUUACAGAGGAAGAGUAUAACCUGCUGGCUGAUAAACAUUUUCCAGACCCGAAUGCUUCCAACGAAAAGGAGAAUGCCCAGGCUUUUGUUGUCCUUCCAAAGGAAUUUCCUGUCUAUCUGUGGCAACCUUUCCUUAGACAUAGUUACUUCUGCUUUCCGGAUCCAGAGGCUCAGAAGGAAUUCAGUGCAGUGUUGAAUGAUUGCAUCAGACACUCAAACCAUGAUUUUUUCAAGCAGUCCUCCUUUGAAGCUGAAGCAUUUUUAGAAGCUGUCCAGUUUUUCCGCCAGGAAAAUGGCCACUAUGGAUCAUGGGAAAUGAUAACUGGCAAUGAAAUUCAGAUUCUCAGCAAUCUUGUGAUGGAGGAGCUCUUACCUAGCCUUCAGACCAUGCUGCUUCCAAAAAUGAAAGGGAAGAGGAACGACCGAAAGAGGGCAUGGUUUGGUAUAUUGGAAGAAACCUACCAUUUGGUUCAUGAUCAGGUUUCAGAUGGAUUACGUGCCCUGAAAGAGGAAUGUAAAGAAGUUACUGUGGGCCUUGAAGGAAAUAUUCGUUCAAACAUGGAUCAAAUUCUGACCUCCAAGAACUAUGUAGCUGACAAAAUAAAAACAAGUAUAUCUGAGCCUGUCCAGAUAUGCUGUGGUGAGAGCAUCCAGCCCUUUCUAACUUCCAUUCUAGAGGAACUCAUGGGCCCAGUGAGCUCUGGAUUCAGCGAAGUUCGUCUGCUCUUUGAAAAAGAGGUGAAUGCGAUCAGCCAGAACUUUCAAGCAUCGAAAGAUGUCACAAAGCUAAAAGAGAACGUGAACCACUUGAUGAGGCUGCCAUACAACUCCGUAAAAAUGGAACCUUGUUACCUGAAAGUCAAUCUUCUUCAAGAGAAACUCCAAGACCUCAAGAGCCGCUUCAAAUUCUAUGAUGUUGACUUGGUUAUUCAGAGGACACAAAACGUAAUGCAGGAGCUUUUGGAAAAUGCAGUGUAUACCUUUGAGCAGCUGCUAGGCCCAGACCAUCCCAGAGAUGUAGCCAAAAUGGCAACAGACAUUGAAAAAGUCAAACUUCGUGUCUUAAAGCAAUUUGACUAUGACAGCAGUACUCUCCGGAAGAAGAUAUUUCAGGAUGCCUUGGUCCAGAUCUCUUUGCCCACAUUGCAGCGGACACUGGCCUCAACAUGUAAACCGGUGCUUCAGGAAUAUGAGCAGUACAUCUUUGCUGAGCAAACCAACGUGAUACAAGUUGAAAAUGUGUAUGAAGGGAUUUUACUUCAAACUUUGCUUGAUGAAACCCUAAAAGUGAUAAAAGAGGCUGCCCAUUUGAAAAAACACAACCUCUAUGAGGAGAUGACCCUGCCUUCUGAAAGUGUGUCCAGUCUGAGUGAUCUGAAAACUACUUCAGAAGCAGCACAAACCAGCCCAGCUAGGAAGCUAUCCACCAACGUGACAGAGGCGUUGCAAGCUGACACUCAAAGUAAUGAGGUGUUCACAGCAGAAAAAGGGACUCAGGAGGAAUUCCACAAGGCUAUGAAGACGCUGGACAAUAAAGAAGGAAUUUCUGCUGCUGUAUCUGGUAUUCCAUCCGAAGCAAAGGAAGAGGGGUCCAAAGCAAAGGAAGAGGGAAUCAUUUCAGAUCUUGAUGGCAAUCAGGAAUCACCCUCUACGCUACUUGGUUCCGUAGAGGAAAAGAGAGCUCCUCAGCUUCCACAUGUAGCAGAAAUAAGUUUUGAUGGAAGCACAAGAAUAGAAAAUAAAGUACCAGUAGAAGAGGAAAAGCAUCCAGUUCUUGAUGACGUGAAUGAAAUAAGAAAUUUGCUGACACUGACAAUUGAAUUGCCAGUAAAUGUUCCACCUGAGAACAAAGACAAAGUUUUAGAGCUACAGGAAUGUGCAGAAAAAAGGGAUAAGGAGAACAAAAGGAAUGCAGAGGAAUGUCAAGCUUCUGAGAUGCAGGAGCCUCCCAAAAUGCCCUUAUCACCCAGUGUAAAUGCAGAUGAUAUAAGCGUAAUGAGCAUCUCUGGGAAAGGAAAGUACAUAACUCACGAAGCUCCUUCUGAAGUGACUGAAGAACUGGAUCUUGGUCAAACCUCAAGGGUGGAGUUGGAGACACAGACAAGCAUGUGGUAUAAUGAUGCGGAGAGUGGCAUUACUGGUGACCAGGUCCAAACAAAGCUACCUGCUGAAAGUGGACAAUCUGGUCAGUGCGAAGUUGGUCUCUCCCUUCUGAAUUUUGUCCUCCCGGAUCAGAAGUCACAAGUGGACCAACAUGCUGAAAGUGAAAAACUUGGCCACGGGGAAGAAGGGGUUUCUUCCCUUCAAUCUGUCUUAAUGGAUGACAAUUCCCAAGCAGGGCAAUAUGUUAAAGAUGAUUUACAGGAAGCAGAACUCUCCCUUCUUCAGUCUGUCCUGGUGGAAGUGAAUGCUCAAUCCUUCUCGGGUUGUUCUGCAAAAACACAAGAGUCCAUCUUGAAUAUUGCAAAUUUGACAAUAGAACCAGCUGAUCUUCCAGUUUCUCCAGAUGUGAAAGAAAGUGAGGGUAGCAAUCUAGAGGCAUCAGUGAACAUAGACUCCACAACUAUCACCUUUGCUCAAGUGGAUGAUUCUAAGAAAGCAGAUGUGUCCUUGCCAAGCUCAGAUGCUGCAAGUACCACAGAAGUUGAAACAGACAGAAGGGAACAUGCGGAGGGCAACCCUCCUGAGUCACAAUCUGAGGAAUAGAUAGGUUAUCUCGGAAAUCAAAAGCUUUAACCCUGUCGUCGUUAUUGUCAGAGUCCCCUUAAAAUUAGAAGGAAGAGAUCUAUUCAGACUCACAAAUCCUAUUUGACAGAUUUUGAAUCUGCAGCCCUUUGAUCACAUGAAUCCUGUCUUUAUUCUGUCGGUUACGCCUUCUGGUCACUCAUUCAUUCCCACUGCUUGGAAGCUGCCCACCAAAGAUUUAUUACAAUCACCAAAGUUGUGAAAGCUUGUGCUACCUGUCAAUGAUGAGAUGGCAGAACUUCUGUUUAAACCUUUGAAAUUCCUUGAAAGUGAGUUGACCAUUUGCAAUGACCCACUCAUAUGGAUGAGGAUAGUGGCAAUGAGACUCUAAAAUUUAGAAGGAACUGCUAAAAUUGAAUAUGGUUAAGGGAGAAUAAAAAAUUGCAUGAAGCAUACUUAGAAGAAAAUGAUGGGAAAUCUUCAGUGAAAGGGUAAAGUGACUUGCUUACAGGAAUCUUGCGCACCAUAAUUGUGCAAAUAGUUUUGACCAUUGAUUAGCUGGAUAAUUGUUUCUUUGGCAGAUAUUUUGACAAUGGAGCGGACUUAUUCCCCUCCUCUUUUUUCUUGUUGUUGUCGUUGCUGUAUUUAAUACUGCCAGGAUAGUUGGAGCAGGUUUCUCUGUCCCAUUUUUCUGCACCUUUUGCAGAGCACUUUAUACUUAUUUUUUUCAAAUGGAAUAACAAAUGUUUACAGAAGCUUGCAUUCCAAGGUGACUUAGCCAGAUCUAUAUGUUAAGAAGAAGCAACAUCCAGUAGUUGAAAUUUCAGUGUCAAGGCAGUCCAAGUUCUACACCAAGAAACUUAUAUACAUUAUGCAAACCAAGGGUAUUUGCUUAUUCCUUAAUGUACAGUUUAUUCUGAUGCUUUUAGUCAUGGUGAGAGACAAGGGGGCAGCGCAGGCUAUAAGAUCAUUCUUUGAACUUCCUGAUCAGGAAACUGGCAGCCAGCAUCAGGGUUUACUUCUUAAUGAGCAAUUGGGUAGAAUACUGGCUGCACAUUUUCUCUUGUAACUUUGGGUUUCAAAGUCCUUCCUCUCCCCUGGCUUAUGAAUUCACAGCGGCAGCACUCAAAGGCAGCGUUGGGAAAUCCAGAUAUUUUGACUGACAACGCCCAUCUUCUCUCACCAUUGGCUGUGCUGGUUAGGACUGAUGAGAUUUGUAGGCCAAAGCAUUUGGAGGGCCACAAGUUGCUCUACGGGCUACAGUGCUGAACUAAUAUUAGUAGGUUAUUUACAUCUAUGUGUUUGUGAACUAGUCACAAACAUCCUGUGAUUUCAGAAAAAUGACUACACUGCUGUAUAAAAUCAAAAAGUGGAGCACCUGGCUGGAGUGACAAGUUAAAACAAACAGAGGGCUACUGCUGAAAAUGGUAGCCUGUGCUUUCUUCCUUUCUAUAACAUCUAAUAGACCAUACCUGAUUCCCUGAUAGUACUGCUGCUACAAAACACCCAUUUCAUAGAAAGGCAAACACAAACAUGCUCCUUUUGAACUCACAGGAUUUUCUCUAACACAACACUCAUUUCACAGAAAGGCAAGCCACUUUUUUCAAAUUACCUCUAAAUAAAUUCUUCUAAACUUAAUUCCCCAGUUGUGUCUUUCCAAAAUCAGACAACCCGCAUAUAAUAAUUUUGCCUCAACUACAAAACACACACAUACACAGGGCCUGUCUGGGCCAGUUCAGGCGCUGUGCGUGCCUUCCUCU